AUGGGCUGGAGGAUGCGAGGGCCCGGCCGCGCCGCCGCCACAAUCGGGCUCUGGCUCUUGGCACUCGGUACGCUCCUGGCGCUGUGGACCGGGCUCGUGCAGCGGGCGGAGCAGCGCCCCUUCCCCGGGCCGGGGCUUCUGCGCCCUGGGCGGAGCAGCGAAGAUCGAGCGGCGUCGCCGGCUCUGCUCCUCCCCCGUCUACGGCUGGGGGACGCCGGCGGCGGCCCCGCAAAAACUUUCAGGGCGCUGCUCACCGUGCCGGCCGCCGGGGAGAGCCCGCCCCAGCACCUCCGGGAACCGGUGGAGCGCAGGCAGCCGGGGCACGUGGAAGAGCCCCGGCGGGGCGGCCCAGCGGCCGUACAGGGGGGAAUCUUCUGGAGCCGGGGCCUAGAGGAGCAGGUGCCCCGCGGCUUCUCAGAGGGGCAGGCGGCAUCCUGGCUGGAGGCGGCGCGAGGUGCCCGGGUAGUGGCCCUGGAGCGCGGGGGCUGCGGACGCAGCUCCAACCGGCUGGCCCGCUUCGCCGACGGCACCCGCGCCUGCGUGCGCUACGGCAUCAACCCAGAGCAGAUCCAGGGCGAGGCCCUGUCCUACUACCUAGCCCGGCUGCUGGGCCUCCAGCGCCACGUGCCCCCGCUGGCGCUGGCACGGGUGGAGCCGCGGGGCGCGCAGUGGGCGCAGGUGCAGGACGAGCUGCGCAGCGCGCACUGGGCCGAGGGCAGCGUGGUGAGCCUGACCCGCUGGCUGCCCAACCUCACCGACGUGGUGGCCCCAGCGCCCUGGCGCUCGGAGGACGGGCGCCUGCGGCCCCUGCGCGGCGGCGGGGGCGAACUGGCCAACCGCAGCGAGCCCGAGCUGGUGGAGCUGGUGCAGUGGACCGACCUGAUCCUCUUCGACUACCUGACGGCCAACUUCGACCGCCUGGUCAGCAACCUCUUCAGCCUCCAGUGGGACCCGAGGGUCAUGCAGCGCGCCACCAGCAACCUGCACCGCGGCCCCGGAGGAGGGUUAGUCUUCAUAGACAACGAGGCGGGCCUGGUGCACGGCUACCGGGUGGCGGGCAUGUGGGACAAGUACAACGAGCCGCUGCUCAAGUCGGUGUGCGUCUUCCGCCAGCGCACCGCCCAGCUGGUCCUGGAGCUGCACCGGGGCCAGGACGCCGCCGCGCGGCUCCUGCGCCUGUAUCGGCGGCACGAGCCGCGCUUCCCGGAGCUGGGCGCCCUGGCCGAGCCCCACGCGCAGCUGCUGCAGCGCCGCCUCGACUUCCUUUCCAAACACAUUUUGCACUGCAAGGCCAAGUACGGCGGACUGUGACUUGGGACCGGAGCUGUGGGGGGGGGGGGUGGGCGGGGGGAGGAGGGGAUGGAAAGACGUAGGACAGCUGCACUUUGGAGGGCGGGUUGGACGGUCAGCUCUUCCCUCAUCUGUCCGGGAGUCGUUGAGCCAACGCCCACUGAGUGACCCGAGCCAGAAGGCUUUCAAAGAUCUCUCCCAUUCAAACUUCCCCUCUCUCUCUCUCUCUCUCUCUCUCUCUCUCCCCCUCUCCUCUCCCCCUCUCUCCCUGCCUUCUCCUCCUCUCCUUCCCUUCCACACUAUCUCCUUUAAAAGUUCUGUAGGAGUGGACUGUGGCUAAAAGCCUUCUUUUCACCUUCUCCCUUCUCCAUUCAGGACCUUUCGAUGUGCCUGGAUGUUGUUUCCCAUCUGCGGAUGGGGAUUAGCCACUGAGUCUGGGGGUCGCGAUUGUCCUCCCCUUAACUUGGGAGGAUGAAGUCCCGAAGGGCUCCAUUUGGGUGAAGGGGAUUUGUAUUUGUUUUGUUUUUCUUCUGCCCCUCCCCACCCUUUACCAAUAAAGUAGGGGGACGGAGGGUGGGUUGCAUCCCAAAUCGAAUUCCGUCAUUCACCUACCACGAAGCAGGCGCUUUCUACUGGUCUCUGGAGUAACAGACAUGCCAUUACAAGAUGCAGUUCUGUUCAUGUGUGCAUUCUUUGUUCUAAGGAUGUAACCGCUGUUAAUGGCAAGGCUAAGCGGAUAUGGAGACCAGAGAUGCCAGUAACUCAGAACAGCCCUCGAAAGCCUCCCGAACAGAUUCCACUCCUUCCACUCAUUUGUUAAACUGUCAUUUGGCCCGAAAACGAUGAUAUGGAAUGGACUGGAUAAACCCAAUCAAAGAUAAUGGAUUAUCCUCCCUCUUGACCCCCACCCCUCUUACCCCCAACAAACCUGCCCCGACGUUGACAGUGAUCAGUCUCAAAGAAAAGAAAAAGGGGGAGGGAGGAGAAAAUCCAGUUUCAUGCACUUUACUUUGCUUUUUUUUUAAUUUUUUAUUAAAAAUAAUUUUUUAAUUUGUCAGAAUCUGCCUUCUCUGUAUAUAUGUGCAUAAACUGUUGUGUAAAUAUACUAAACAAACUUAUAUUUCAAUAAAAGGGGAUUUAAAGUUUA
This is a messenger RNA of Vombatus ursinus (common wombat), 2437 nucleotides long. RefSeq names its product four-jointed box kinase 1 (gene FJX1). The transcript has a single exon. The coding region runs from base 1 to 1311 and encodes 436 amino acids. The record is from RefSeq and is a predicted model, not a curated record. Gene Ontology annotation, biological process: cell-cell signaling. NCBI's taxonomy places the organism in Eukaryota, Metazoa, Chordata, Mammalia, Diprotodontia, Vombatidae.